Stegostoma tigrinum is the source of this 1600-nucleotide messenger RNA. RefSeq names its product fructose-bisphosphate aldolase B-like. Gene Ontology annotation, biological process: fructose 1,6-bisphosphate metabolic process; glycolytic process. Bases 144 to 1238 code for a protein of 364 amino acids. Lineage: Eukaryota; Metazoa; Chordata; Chondrichthyes; Orectolobiformes; Stegostomatidae. Gene Ontology annotation, molecular function: fructose-bisphosphate aldolase activity; fructose-1-phosphate aldolase activity. Gene Ontology annotation, cellular component: cytosol. The transcript is spliced from 9 exons. The record is from RefSeq and is a predicted model, not a curated record.
GUUAAAAGUUAACCCGCUCGCUCAAGGUACACUCAAGCAGUUGCUGUUUAAGUCUGCCUCGACACAAUUGUCUCUCUCGCAGGCACUGAGCCAGGACUGUCAACGAGCCACAGUGGGAGAGAUUAGCACCCAGAGCUUUCACCAUGACCCACCAGUUUGUUUCCCUGACACCGGAACAGAAGGAGGAACUCGCUAAUGUUGCUCAGAGGAUCGUUGCUCCAGGAAAGGGAAUCCUUGCAGCCGAUGAAUCUGUUGGCACCAUGGGCAAACGUCUGAAGAAUAUCAACGUGGAGAACACAGAAGAGAAUCGUCGGUUUUUCCGGCAGGUUCUGUUCACCGCAAACAGCGACAUCAGCGACUGCAUUGGGGGAAUCAUAUUCUUCCACGAGACGCUGUACCAGAAAACCGAUGAUGGCACGCCAUUUCCGCAACUCGUCAAAGACAAGGGCAUCGCUGUGGGGAUUAAGGUUGACAAGGGGGUAGUGCCCCUGGCUGGCACAGACGGAGAGACGGUAACACAGGGUUUGGAUGGUCUCUCUGAGCGCUGUGCCCAGUAUAAGAAGGAUGGUGCUGAGUUUGCCAAAUGGCGGAGCGUGCUGCGGAUCACCGACCAGGCCCCAUCGACUCUGGCCAUCGAGGAGAACGCCUGGGUCCUGGCCCGGUAUGCCAGCAUCUGCCAGCAGCAAGGCCUAGUGCCUAUCGUGGAGCCGGAGAUCCUGACUGACGGCAGCCAUGACCUCCAGCGGUGCCAGUACGUGACUGAAAAGGUCCUCGCUGCCUGUUAUAAGGCCCUUAUUGAUCACCAUGUCUACCUGGAGGGGACUCUGCUUAAACCCAACAUGGUGACUGCUGGACACUGCUGCACCAGGAAGUUCAGUCCGGAAGAAGUUGGCAUGGCAACUGUCACUGCUUUGCGUCGCACUGUCCCUGCAGCUGUGCCAGGUAUCUGUUUCCUGUCCGGGGGUCAGAGUGAGGAGGAGGCCUCUGUCAACCUCAACGCCAUUAACCUGUGUCCCCUGUGGAAACCAUGGAAGCUGAGCUUUUCCUUUGGCCGGGCCCUGCAGGCUUCGGCCCUCAUUGCCUGGUCUGGCAAAGAGGACAAUGCAGAGCUGGCACAAGAUGCCUAUGCCAAGAGAGCCAAGAUUAACAGCCUGGCUUGUAAAGGCGAAUAUUCUCCAUCAGGCGAUACCAAUAUAGCAGCUAACUACUCACUUUACACUGAAAACUACACUUACUGAUGGCCCAGCAAGACCUUUUUGCCCAUUCCCGAAUCCCACCCUUUCUCGUCAGCCCAGCGAUUACAGGCCCCUCCCUUUCUUACCCCCCCAGUCGCAGUAUGUGAACCCUGAUUUUAUAUUUCACAGCAACCAGACCCUCCCCGAUGCUUGCCUCUCCUUCUCAUCCCUCGCUACCUCUCUAUGUCUCUCACAAUCAGGGCAGCCGGAGGUUCACACAAUCCCCCUGUUUGUAGAUGAGUUUCGAGGCCACCCCUCCCUCCUCUGUGAACCCCUCCUUUGCUGUUCUGUCCAUUGACAGGAAUCAGAUAGUUGCUGGAGAUCUAAUUGAGAAAUAAGGCAAAUGGUAAAACUGCAUGCCUCUG